AUGGCAGCUUGUAAAUUUGACAUGAAUUUUAUGUACGUCUUAGCAGGAUGGGAAGGUUCUGCAUCAGAUGCACAUGUUUUGCAAAGUGCUUUGACUCACUCACGCGAUCCUUUUGUAAUCCCCCGUGGUAAAUAUUACGUAGCAGGUGCUGGAUACACACAUUCUCCCAGUUUCAUGGCCCCAUAUCGUGGCAACAUUAUAGAAAGAUGCUUUGGAGUUUUGAAAGCUGGAUUCCCAAUCCUCAAGACAACUCUAGAAUAUCUCAUGUCCACUCAAGUGAAGAUAAUGCUUGCUUGUUGUAUAUUACACAACUUCAUAAAGAUGUCAGGAGAAGAUGACAUGGUUGAGUUCGACAGAUCGUCGACUAGUGGUGCUGAUACUGUAACCCCUUCACUUAUAGAAGUUUCUAUAGUUGAUGAAGGUCGUGUGCUUCUGAAUGUCACCCCACAUGAAAGAAAUGAGUAG
Magnolia sinica is the source of this 465-nucleotide messenger RNA. RefSeq lists its product as uncharacterized. Lineage: Eukaryota; Viridiplantae; Streptophyta; Magnoliopsida; Magnoliales; Magnoliaceae. The coding region runs from base 1 to 465 and encodes 154 amino acids. The record is from RefSeq and is a predicted model, not a curated record. The transcript is spliced from 3 exons.